Messenger RNA from Microtus oregoni (creeping vole), 4639 nucleotides. RefSeq lists its product as uncharacterized. NCBI's taxonomy places the organism in Eukaryota, Metazoa, Chordata, Mammalia, Rodentia, Cricetidae. The record is from RefSeq and is a predicted model, not a curated record. Bases 2007 to 3026 code for a protein of 339 amino acids. The transcript has 20 exons.
UGUAUGCAGGGGGAGUCAAGGAGACCCCUGUUAAGCUUCUGGGCUCCUUCAACAUCAGGGAGCCUCAACCUCUCCCCAGCCGCCUCCAAGGAGCUGCCGCCUAUUGUCGGUCACCGCCUAGGCGCGGAGCUGCUCGGACUUGGCCACCGGUGAGCCCGGGGAGCCGACCGGUGAGGGCUCAAGGGAGUUGAGGGAAGUCUGAACGUGAGGAGCGGUCGCGUGCAAUGGCGUCUCUGCCUCGGUUGUCCGCGGCCAUGCGCGAGAUACAGGACCCGGGUCAGGCGAGAGCAACGCGUGUGGUGGACCCUUUUCCCUAGCAUCCGUGGCCCGGGGUGGGUGGCGCGGCCACUGAUCCCAGCCUCCAUGGAUGCGCAUUCUCCUGCGACCAUCUUCAGUGGUUCCUGCUGGGAUUUUCCUCUGAAGGACAGCUGCUCGGCGUGGACAUCGCAGGAAAGAGCUCCCUGGUACAGUGGAUCAGUCAGUGUGGAGAGCAUCACACUCAGCCUGAGGCCUUUCAUCAUGGUGGAUCCACUAUUUCAGCUUUCCUCUGCCAAUGGAUCAUCAAACUUUUGCCAGUAGCCUGAUGAGUGCAUUCUCUAAGUGCACCUGGGACAGUUUUCUACAUCUAAGCCUAUGGCUUCUAUGACUGUACUCUUAUACCAAAUCCUACACUGUAGCCUGCCCUGAAGGUUCAUCUGUGUGUGUUUUCAAACACUUGUACUUUGGGAACAUGAUGUUUUCUCAUUUACAUUUAUCCUAACAUGACUUCUCAGGAAUAUUUAAUUGCUCAUAUUGAUGAAUAGAGUGAUUUUAGGGAAGGAACAAUAAGUUUCUGGGCACUAUUUGAAAAGCAUAGCUCAUUUCUCAAAAAGAAAGUACUAUGGGCUUUCCAAUCAAGCUAAGGGAAUGCUAUCUUUAGAAUGAAGAAUUACUGAAUAUCUUCUCCUGUGUUCCAUGAGAGGCUCCUGGAAAGGGAACCUGGGCUUCUGGUCAUUUCAGGAAAGCUAAUUUACACGGUGGCAAAGGCUGUUCCCCAUGACAUCAGCAGUUUCUUCUCUGCACAAUCUAUUGUAUCCUGGAAAGCUCCUGGAAUCCCAUGAUGCCACCAGUGAUGUUGCAAUACCAGCUGCCCUUAGGCCAUUCCUUCAGUGCCUGUAGGGUACACAAUUAGAGAUGUUGUCAAGACUGAGGAGUCUACUUUGGAGAGAGAAUGGUGAUCAUCAUCCAGAAAGAAGAGAGUUGCAGAAGAGUAAACAAGAUCAAACGAAUGGCUCUGGAUAGAAACAAUGCUGCUAUGGUGCCAAAAUCCCACCCAGUGCUCCUCACCAAGAAGCAGAUGAAGCAGGAAGUGGAGAGGCUGACCACAGAACUGCAGCUGAUCACCAGCCAAAGAAAUGAGCUGCUAGAUCGCCCAACCUUCAUCAGUGAAGAUACCAUGGAAAAUAGGCCCUACCACAAGCCAUAUCCUUUCUAUGAAAAGCUGAAUUGGAGCAUGUACAGGUCAUGUCAGAACUAAGGACCUUGGAAGUUGAUUACACUGAGACCUCAGAGAAGUUCAGUGAGCUGACCAAGGAGACAGUUUUCUAUCACUGGCCAGCAAGCUAUUUGGAUCUUUCGUAUGUGCCUAGAGAUGUAUGAUGGUCUGUGACCCUCCACUAACAACACAGUCUUCUAAUGAACUGGAGCUCAAGAGAUUGGAGGAAAGUCUUCAGUUGCUGUGGAGGCAGAAGGAAAUGCCCAUGCAGGAAAAGGACUUGGCAGAAAAGCUACAGCAUCACUUUGAAUUCUCCCAGCUGAGGCCGCCCAAUGGGACAAUGUAGAAUGCAUCUCUAUUCUACUCAUGCACGGCGCUAAUCCCAACAUUGUAGAUGACAGUGGCUAUGCUGCCCUCCACCACGCCAUUUGCAGAGGGAACUUAAGAGUUGUCAGCAAACUGCUGGAGUAUAAUGUAGAUAUGAAAGCCAAAACAAAGUGGAUGAGCAGCUGCAGUAGAAUCAGAACAAUCAAUGAAAACAUGUGCCAACUCCAAAAAAGAAGAAAAUUUCAGCACUGACAUAAUGCCUUCUUGCAGUGCAGUAAGACCAGCAAGACAGCUAAAAUCCCUAUUGAAGAAGUCUUUCCUGAUUAAGAGAGCUAGUCGAAGACCAAACGAUCAGAUCUCACUCAGUGAAGGAACAAUAACAAGAGAGCCGGAGCAGAGAAAGGAAAAGUGUGUCACCUUCAACGAUGAAAUACAUUACAAUACUGAUAAGAAGCCUUUUUGCAGCGGCGUACGACCAUCUGGAGAGCUGAAAUCAAUACUUAAGAAGUCUCUUCAGAUCAGUGGAGAUAAUGGAAGAAAUCAAGACCAGAUCUCACUCGGGCUCUCUGAAAACCCUCAUGUUACAACAGAGGACAAGGCCACCAACACUACUAAGGAGGAUAUUGACAACUCUUCCUCCAGGUACACAAUCAUACAGAAACAAAUUUUGUAUUCCAAGAAGAUCGCUGCAAUGAAGAAGCGGGACCAAGAAGGUCUUAGCAAAUCAGUAAUGGACCUAAAUAGUCUGGGAGAGGCACUGCCUGAAUUCUCUAGAAAGAAAUCAUGCUUGAUGGUUGAAACGAAGAAGGGAGGUUUCCUUCCUCCAUCCAAUAUGCAUGACAUCGUGCCCCAGCCUCCUGCCCAUGCCGAUGCCACAUCAACUUCUCAUGUUAGUGAAACAGGUGACAAUCGUCAGUCAUCUGAGGAAACUACUGUUAACAACACCAGCGUUAGUGAAAGAGGUGACAAUCGUCAGUCAUCCGAGGAAACUACUGUUAACAACAUCAGCAUGGAUCACACACCUUCUCUAGGUGACGCGUUGGACCCUCAGAAUGCUUGUAUGCGGGUUCUUGCUUCAAGUCCCACUGAGUGCACCAGCUAUGCAGGAAAUACUCACUCCAAGUUUUUUUUAAUUUGGGCAGCAACCACAUCCUUGCUCCUCCUAACAUCGCCAGUGUGGUUGCUGCAGUUGGUGACUUUGAUGUGGGUAUGGAAUCUAUUUUAGAAAUCCUGCACAGUUAAAGUGACAAGGAGCUUAACAAGUUUCUGCUGAACAACAUAUGAGGAGCUCCUGUCAACAAUGACAAUCUGUCAGAAAUAUUUUUUGAGGUUUUCUUUCAUUUUAUUGUUUGAAGAAUAUUUUCAGUUUACUCUGGCAUUUUAAUGUAUGUAAUUCAGAUCACCCAUGUUGCUCAUAUCUUUCCCAUCCCUGUCCUCUGCCUCCAUCCCAUCCCCUAACUUGUCCUCAUCCCAUUUUUGUAUCAUUUAUCUUAAGGAGUAUGACUUCCAGUAGGAUCCCCCACAGCCAACUGCAUGUGGACAUUAUCAGUUGGACUAAGUGAGUUAUUAAUAUAGGGAGGGAGACAUAACAUCCAUCUUUCACCACUUUUGUGGAUAAAUUACAUAUAGUGUUUUGUUCCUUGAAUUACUGGCCAGGCAUUAAAACAUUAAAUCUUAUCUGAUUCUACAGACCUUAUUAUGCUUUCAGAACAUGUAAAGCUUGCUAAACUUUCAUUCACCUAUUUAAACAUGUACUGUACAUGCAUCCCCAGAGAGAGGACACAACUUAAGGGGAUACACAAUUCAAUAGGAAUUUGACUUUAUCUGGUGGAACAUACUGAUAAAUUCUGAAAGAUAAACAAAAAUAUUUUGCUACUUGGACUUUCUCCCUUAGUCCUUGAUCAGAGGCCUCCUAGUUGUGCGGAAUUCUAAGAAGAUUAAGAAGCUGUAAUGGAGAGUUGAAAGGAGCAAAGGGUCAAAAGUAUUUCCAAGAGGUCAAUAAAUUCAUUAUUCUGCCAUCUGAUAAAAUAUUGAAAUCAAUUUCUGCCUAGAAUGAAUUUCAUGAGAUUUCCAGAAAAUGAGUAGAGUUGCUCAUUUGUAACAAAAGAUGACAAAUAUUAGAUGCCGAGUUUGCCACAUCUUUAUGAAUACAAAUAUAGAUAUGUAUGGGUUCCUUGGCACCCUUCAACAUUCAAAAAUGAAAAAUUCCAGAGAAUUGUUGAGGCUAAGAGGCCCAGCUAGGGCUAGAAUAUAAAAAUCAACAUGGCACAUGUCUGUGGGGGUUUAUAUAUUUAUAUAUGUACAAUUAAAAUACCUGGUCUUUUAAAUGAGCUCAAUAUUUUCAGAAUGCAUGAUUUUAAAACUGUGCUUUUGAGGAAGCAUGUGGAAUGUACUGCAGGGGAUGAAAGAAUACUGAAAAAAUAUAUAAAAAAUAAAUUAUAAUUUGUUUCUGGUUCCUUCAUAUAUAUAUAUAUGUAAUCUAGUUCCUUCUUAUUCCACCUCUUUUUUGGUAUUCUAAAAAAAAACUAUUAACCUGUUGUACAUUAUUUUGAAAGAUUAAAGAUAUAAGACAUCUUUAAAAAUGAUGUUAUUACAUUGGCUUUCAAGUGACAAUCUGUCAGAAAUAUUUUAUAAAAUUUAGAAAUUUUCCUCAUUUGGACCUUGAGAGCUCAGUCCAGUGCUCCAAUGUGGGUCUCUGUCUCUAUCUCCAUCCAUUGCCAGAUGAAGGUUCUAUGGUGAUAUGCAAGAUAUUUAUCAGUGUGGCUAUAAGAUAGGAACAGUUCAAGCGCCCUCUCUUCAACUGCUCAAGGAACAAGCUGGGGACAUCUCCUUGGACAC